Molecule: messenger RNA, 1802 nt
Organism: Alligator mississippiensis (American alligator)
Lineage: Eukaryota; Metazoa; Chordata; Crocodylia; Alligatoridae
Gene: FOXC1
Product: forkhead box C1
Exons: 1
Coding region: 1-1704 (567 amino acids)
Biological process (GO): regulation of transcription by RNA polymerase II; cell differentiation; anatomical structure morphogenesis
Molecular function (GO): RNA polymerase II cis-regulatory region sequence-specific DNA binding; DNA-binding transcription factor activity, RNA polymerase II-specific
Source: RefSeq, a predicted model, not a curated record
AUGCAGGCUCGCUACUCCGUGUCCAGCCCCAAUUCGCUGGGAGUCGUGCCUUACCUGGGCGGGGAGCAGAGCUACUACCGCGCGGCGGCGGCGGCGGCGGCGGCCGGCGGGGGCUACAGCGCCAUGCCGGCGCCCAUGAGCAUGUACUCGCACCCCGCGGCCCACGAGCAGUACGCGGGGGGCAUGGCCCGCGCCUACGGGCCCUACACGCCGCCGCCGCAGCCCAAGGACAUGGUGAAGCCGCCCUACAGUUACAUCGCGCUGAUCACCAUGGCCAUCCAGAACGCGCCCGACAAGCGCAUCACGCUGAACGGCAUCUACCAGUUCAUCAUGGAGCGCUUCCCCUUCUACCGCGACAACAAGCAGGGCUGGCAGAACUCCAUCCGCCACAACCUCUCGCUCAACGAGUGCUUCGUCAAGGUGCCCCGCGACGACAAGAAGCCGGGCAAGGGCAGCUACUGGACGCUGGACCCGGACUCCUACAACAUGUUCGAGAACGGCUCCUUCCUGCGCCGCCGCCGCCGCUUCAAGAAGAAGGACGCGGUCAAGGACAAGGAGGACAAGGACCGGCUGCAGCUCAAGGACCCGCCGCCGCGCCCGCCCGCCCCGCCGGACCAGCCCCCGCAGCCGCCGCAGCAGCAGCAGCAGCAGGAGGCGGGCGGCCCCGUGCGCAUCCAGGACAUCAAGACGGAGAACGGCACGGCCUCGCCGCCCACCGCCGGCUCCCCGCCCGGCCUGGCGGCGCUGGUGCCCAAGGUGGAGAGCCCCGACAGCAGCAGCAGCAGCCUGUCGAGCGGCGGCAGCCCGCACAGCGCCGGCGCGCCGUCCAGCCUGGAGGCGCCAGAGCCGCCCCAGCCGCCCCAGCCACCGCCUCCUCCGCCGCCGCCGCCGCCGCCGCACCACCACCACCACCACCACCACCACGGCCCGGGCUUCAGCGUGGACAACAUCAUGACCUCGCUGCGGGGCUCCCCGCAGGCCGCGCCCGACCUGGGCUCCGGCCUCCUGGCCGCCGCCGCCGCCGCGGCCGCGCCGUCGCGCACAGGCAUCCCGCCCGCGCUGGCGCUCGGCAGCUACUCGCCGGGGCCCAGCUCCAUCUACAGCUCGCCCUGCAGCCAGACGGCGGGCGGCGGCGGCGCCGCGCCCGGCGGAGCGGGCACCUACCACUGCAACAUGCAAGCCAUGAGCCUCUACGCCGCGGCCGCCGCCGCCGCCGCCGCGGGGGGAGGCGAGCGCGCCGGCCAGCUGGGCAGCAGCGGGGCCAGCCCCGUGGAGGAGCCGCUGCCCGACUACGCCCUGGGAGGCGGAGGGGGCGGCGGCGGCGGCGGCGGCGGGGGGCUGAGCACGCCGCCCGGGCACCAGGACGGGCCGUCCGGCCGCCUGGCCUCCUGGUACCUCAACCAAGCCACGGCGGCCGCGGCGGCUGCGGCGGCGGCUGCGGCGGCCGGGGACCUGGCCCCGCUGGGCGGCGCGGCCGCCUACCCCGGGCAGCAGCAGCAGCAGCAACAACAGCAGCAGCAGCAGCAGCAGCCGGCGCAAAACUUCCACACCGUGCGGGACAUGUUCGAGCCGCAGCGGCUGGGCCUCGGCAGCUCCCCGGGCAACGCCGGCGCCGGGCCCAGCAGCUGUCAGAUGGCCUUCCCCUCCAGCCAGCCGCUCUACCGCACCUCAGGGGCUUUCGUCUACGACUGCAGCAAGUUCUGACCCGGGCGAGAGGCAGGCAGCGACAAGCCGAGCCCGCUCCCCCACCCCCGCACAUACAGCGCCCCCCGCCCGCGGCCGGCCAGGCAGCCCCGAGCCUU